CCAAGUGUUGAUAUCACAAAUAAUGUUUUGCAGCUUCCAUAUAAUUAACAUUCUUCUGUUUCAAUAUUUUGUAUACCGACGAUCAGGCCAUAGCCUUGCAUCAUGUAGUUGUCGGAACUCAAUAUGGCGUCGGACCUCGUCGUACAUCGAUGCUAAUAGUUGACCGCAGGUUCAUUUCAACGUGAUUAUUUUUAGUGUCUCGUACGUUGUCGAUAAUACUUGCCAGUCUUGCCAUUGUUCUCAGGGAUAUGUGAGGAUGGAAAAACGUUCAAAACAAACGAAGCUCAGUCAUAAGGAGUGGCGUUGCAUUGUGAAGAAGGAGCGUCGCAGGCGUAAGCGACGGUUAUUGGCUCAAGAACGCGACGCCAAUGAAGAACGCUUGAGGGCAGCACUGGAAAACAAUGUGGAAUAUAUGCAAUUUUGCGCGGAAAAAGAGAAACAAGAGAAAGAAACAGAAGCGCGAGAACAAGAGAAACGUGCGGAACGAGAGAGACUAUGGCUAGAAGAAGAAAUAAGAGCGCAGAAAAAAUGGCAAGAACUUCAGGAACAAAAAGCAAAGGAGGAGCAAGAGAAACUGGAGCAGGACAUAAAGAUUCGCGAAAAACUUGAGGCAAAGCGUGUGGCAAUUUUAAAGAAAAAAGAUGAGGAAAAGAGAAAACAAGAGGAACAAUUUCGUAAACAAGAACAGCUUCAGAAGGAGAUCAAUGAUUACAUCGACAAUGGAGUUGAAACUCCUGAAAUUUUACGUGAAAUCGUCGACAAUCAACCUACCAAGGAACUCUGUCCAUUUUUCUCGAAAACAGGUGCUUGCCGAUAUGGAAAUGCGUGCUCCAAGAAUCAUCGUAAAUUCUUUCUGAGCAGAGUGAUUUUGAUACCCGGAUUCUAUUCACAUUUCUCCCUCGAGAAGAACUUAGCAGAAUAUGACACUGACGUGGCUCUCGAAUUCGAGAGAUCAGAAACAUUGCAUCAUUUUUACGAGUUCUAUGAAGACGUAAUAACUGAACUGGAGUCGUUCGGCAGGAUUAAAACCCUUAAAUGUUGCUGCAAUAAAGAAAUUCACUUGCGCGGUAAUGUGUACGUUCAGUAUUACACGGAGAGAGAAGCAGCUAGAGCUUGGAGAAACCUGAAAGGACGAUGGUAUGCCGGCAGACAACUCAACUGCGAAUUCGUCAACUUCACAUCUUGGAGAAGUGCCGUUUGCGGCAUAAACAAGUGUCCGAAGGGCAGUAAAUUCUGUAAUUUUCUUCACACCUUUCGAAAUCCGCACAAUAAGUACGACAUUAAGAGUCCUCGAAGGGAUAAAAGCAACUCUAAUGACAGCAAGCGAAGCGAACAUAGAAGUAAAUCUAAAUGGGAAGAAUCCGAUCGAGAUAAUAGCGAAAAAGAUCGCAGCUGGAGAUGGUCCGAAUCACCCGAGACUGAAUCAGAUCGCUCGAAAGAUCGCACAAAACAUUUUCAUUCCACGAAAAGAAAACGAUCACAGAUAUCUACGCACAAUAAAAGACAGAGAAAGAAUUUUAAAUUAACUAUGAAAAGUUCUAAAAUUAAAAUAUCGCCUAGAAAGAAACAUCAUCAUCAUCAUUCACAUCGCAAAAGGAUUCGUGAGAACAAAGAUGAAGGUAAAGAAUACGCGUCCAACAAUCGCCCUUCUAAAAGAAUAAAAAGAAAUCUUUCUUGAAAGAAAAAUGA
Messenger RNA from Cyphomyrmex costatus, 1689 nucleotides. RefSeq names its product U2 small nuclear ribonucleoprotein auxiliary factor 35 kDa subunit-related protein 1. Gene Ontology annotation, cellular component: U2AF complex. The coding region runs from base 257 to 1678 and encodes 473 amino acids. The record is from RefSeq and is a predicted model, not a curated record. Gene Ontology annotation, molecular function: metal ion binding; RNA binding. The transcript is spliced from 4 exons. Gene Ontology annotation, biological process: mRNA splicing, via spliceosome. NCBI's taxonomy places the organism in Eukaryota, Metazoa, Arthropoda, Insecta, Hymenoptera, Formicidae.